Molecule: messenger RNA, 1794 nt
Organism: Orbicella faveolata
Lineage: Eukaryota; Metazoa; Cnidaria; Anthozoa; Scleractinia; Merulinidae
Product: melanocyte-stimulating hormone receptor-like
Biological process (GO): G protein-coupled receptor signaling pathway
Cellular component (GO): membrane
Molecular function (GO): G protein-coupled receptor activity
Source: RefSeq, a predicted model, not a curated record
UCUCUUCAGGUGAUUAGAAUUGCUGUAGGCUUCUUGCGCAACGCAAUUUACAUAUCAGUAGAUUGAUGUCUCGCUUACUAAAUCAACUAAGCAAUUUUACAUUACGACUUAUUUGAAUUUGAAUGGCUUUCUUUAUCAAAAGCCGAGCUUCCAUUCGUAAGAGCCCUGAUUUUCCAACCCUACGCAAUUAAUUUCUUGGGUAAAAGAUAACUCAUAUAAGAGAAAAUCUGAAAGAGCACAGUUAAUAAUGAUUCACCGAAGUUGAGGUGAAAAAUGUUUCUUUAUAUACCACACCGGCUGAAUAACUAGUGAACCAAAGAAAUUCUUUUUCCUACCAACAAUCCGGCGAAUGGUCGGAAAUUUCCAAGUUAAAUCUCUGCAUGGAGGUGAAUAGCACUUUGCAAUGUAAUCAUCUCCGAGUUAAUGAACCAAUCAGAACACGUGAAAAGCAUUAUUCACUUGUGUGGUAUAUCGUAAAGCUGGGCAAAUAUCGUUAGUGAUUGUCACUUAUUAUUCAAGGGAAGUUGCACAGUAAUCUUCGCUCCCUUCCCUGAAAGUGAACGGAUGUAAAAGCAAGCUUCAAAGAAAACAAAACGGUUAACCGAGGUGGAAAAGAAUCCUCGCCAACAGCUGCCACUGUGGGCCAGAAUUGUAUUAAGAGUAACUGGGUGAACGGAAAGAGAAAAGAAAAAGAGUUCUUUCCGAGAAAAUGUCCGUGUGCACCAACACAUCGUGUAGCUUACAAGAGGUGAUUUGCCAAGGAGUCCUUCGUGAUUCACUCCGCGAUUACCUUGUAUGGCUCGUUUUCAACAUUUCUUUUCACAUACUGCUGAGCAUAACAGCCACGGUUGAAAAUGUAUUGGUCUUGGUUGCCAUAUGGCGGACAUCUUCGCUUCACUCGCCGUCGAAUACUUUGCUGUUUGGUUUGGCUUUGUCUGAUUUAUGCGUGGCAUGUGUAGCUCAGCCACUUUUCAUCACACUCCAGUUCCUUAUCUACAGUAACGAUGGCCUGAGAUCGUGUGCUCUGGAUACGGCAGCUGUUUUCCUGAAUAUUUUCUCCAGUAAAGUUGCAUUUUUGACUCUGACAACUAUAAGUAUUGACAGAUAUCUAGCUGUAUAUUUGCAUCUAAGAUAUCGCGAAAUUGUGACAAAUAGAAAAAUCAAACUUCUUCUUGCUGCUCUGUGGAUAGUAGGGGGAGUAAUCGCUGCGACAUCGUUUUUAGCAAUAACCAUUCUUCAAUGGACUUUAAUUAUUGUAGAAUCCGCCUGCUUUUUAACCUCGCUUUUUGUGUGGAUUAGAAUUUACCAAGUCAUAAGGCGUCACAAAGCACAGAUUCAAGGCCAAGCCCAAAUGCAGGAGCAGCAUUUUGACAUGAUUAAGUUUAAAAAAUCUGCGAGUAACUGCAUGUUUCUUAUUUUUGCCUAUUUGCUGUGCUAUCUUCCGCUUUUCAUAACUACGGUACGCCUGACAAUUAACUUGAAUAAGAGCGGUUUUAGGUUGGUUUUCGCCAGUUACAGUGCUUUUGUGUUGAAUUCGUCACUGAACCCUCUUGUAUAUUGCUGGCGUCAUGACGGUAUCCGCGCAGCUGUGAAGCGAGUAUUGAAAAAAAUAUGCUGUCAAGUGGAAGAUCAUUAAGGUGUCUUCAUAGGGUAAUCAUUUAUGGCGUUGCGCGCGCUAGUGUGAUGUUUUGAAUGCUGUUUUUGCAUUCGCUUUCACAUCUAGUCCUCUCAAACUUAUUACCUAUAAUAAGCAAUCAUUAAAUAGUAUUUUGUUAUCAUCUCUGUUAAAAUGUU